Diabrotica balteata is the source of this 926-nucleotide messenger RNA. The record is from the annotation of a GenBank genome assembly. Lineage: Eukaryota; Metazoa; Arthropoda; Insecta; Coleoptera; Chrysomelidae.
GUUGGUGGAGAUGUCAUAGUGGCUUUCUACGAUGCCGACGAUGGUACCUUCCAUGCUGUAGAUUACUACAUUUCUCACACUGCUCAAUGCGAUGGUAAGCAAGGUGUAUGUCCCGAUGAACGUAUUGGAGGAAGAAACGAUGCUACACUUAUAUCAGGAUCCAGAGAAAAUGGAAUUACUACGGUUAAGUUCAGAAGACCUUUAAAGACAAACGAGGCAAUUAAUGAUCAACCAAUCCCACUUGAAGGUGAAGUAUCUGUCAUCGCAGCUUUUGGACCUCUAAAUUCGUUAAAAGAAGCUAACGCUCAUACAGUCACUGACAAAACAACAGAAGAUUUUAGAAUAGAUUUCAGUAAUUUCGAUGAUCAUGACUGUACAGGCAAUUUAGAAGAUUUGGGCGUUGCAAGUGGGCCUUCUGCUUGGCCUCCUGCAAGAUUAAUAGGUCAAACGACUUUUAACGCAAGGUUGGGUCCGACUGGUGGUAAAAGGGGCUAUACACCUAUAACGAAGCAGCCAUCUUGGGGUAUUGCGUGGUACAUCAAUGACCUUCUUAUUCCGGAACUAACUUUGGAAAGAGGUCAAACUUAUUUGUUUGUUGUGGAAGGCGGAGAUGAUAGUAGUAAUCCUGCAAGGUACCAUCCAUUCUAUAUAACUGAUUCCAAAGAAGGAGGAUUCGGCCAAAAGUCGGUUGCAGAACAAAAGAAGCAAAAAGUGUUUGCGGGAGUCGAAUACGACAACGAUGGAUAUGCGUAUCCAUCUGUAGCGGAAGAUACUGCGAAUGGACACAUAGAGGCAUAGACAAAUCGGCAGAGUCUGAAACUUUUGAAGAAUUUACAAAAACAUUACGGCUAGAAUGCGAUGCGGGCGAGCCAGCGUAUUUGAACUGGACAGUUCCGAUGGACGCGCCUGAUUUAUUGUAUUAUCAA